This is a messenger RNA of Durotheca rogersii, 1408 nucleotides long. RefSeq lists its product as uncharacterized. The transcript has 2 exons. Bases 196 to 1356 code for a protein of 386 amino acids. The record is from RefSeq and is a predicted model, not a curated record. Lineage: Eukaryota; Fungi; Ascomycota; Sordariomycetes; Xylariales; Xylariaceae. Gene Ontology annotation, biological process: carbohydrate metabolic process.
UCGCGCCUCAAGCACGGGUAGAGUCUUUAGCUUCCAGCGGACCGUAAAAGGGGCAGAGCACAGCACCGCGUAGCACAGAAUAAAGUCAAGUUCAGAGGUGACACAGAGAGAGUGAGAUAAGGCGGAACCCAUCGGAAACAUCUCCCCUUCUUUUCCUCACCAAGACGAAACCCCGGGAACAGGAAAGACGACACGAUGGUGGCGGCCGAGGUCAUCAACAACGUAAUCGCGCAGGGGUACCGGCUGGCGACGCACAGUUGGGAGUAUGGCGCGUUCGCGGAGGCGCUUCUCGAGUGGUACGACCCGGGGGCGUCCGUGUUCGGCGGCAACAGCGCGUUCCCGGGCGGCGGCGUACCCGUGCUGCGUGUCAGCAGUACGGAGGCUCUCACUUACACCCGGCCCUUGAUCUGGACGAACGGGACGACGCUGAUCGACGCUGACGGUUCGGCCGGCGACGCGGCCGCUCUCGGCGUGCCGGCGAUCCUAAUCGGGCAGACGGAGCCCGCGUACCUGGCGGCGGCGGGGCGGCAGGUGCGGCACCUCCUCGACGCGGUGCCGCGGUGGCCCAACGGCGCCAUCAGCCACCGCGAGACGGUCGCCGAGCUCUGGGCCGACUUUGUGUACAUGGCGCCGCCGACGCUGGCGUACUGGGCCGUGCAGACGCGCGACCCGGACCUCCUCGCGGCCGCGGUCGAGCAGUGCCUGCUGUACGGCGACGUGCUCGGCGUCGGCCGGAGCACCGCCGCCGGCGAGGGACGCGAUGCCGCGGGCGGGAACGCGACGGACGGGCUCUGGCGCCACAUCGUCGGGCCGCAGAGCGAGGACCUGGGGCUGUGGAGCACGGGGAACGCGUGGGCGGCGGCGGGGAUGAGCCGGGUGCUAGCGACGGCGGCGGGGUCGGGGCUAGGGCUGGGAGGGGGGGCAGCGGCGGCGGACGAUCUGCUGCUGCGGCGGCUGCGGGACUCGAUCCGGGGCAUCCUGGACGCGGCGAUGCGGCUGGACGCGGCGGAGCCGGGAGAGCCGCUGCUGCGCAACUACCUGGACGACGCGACGUGGUUCGGGGAGCUGGCGGGGACGACGCUGCUGGCGGCGACGGCGUACCGGAUGGCGCGGCUGGCGCCGGCCGAGUUCGGGGCGCGCUACGUGCGCUGGGCCGACGCGAAGCGCCGCGCCGCCGAGGCGCGCGUCGACGCCCGCGGCCUGCUCGCCCCCGUCGUCAACCCGCUCGACUGGCGCGACCGCACCCCCCGCUCCGAGUCCCCCGAGGCCCAGAGCUUCGCCGUCCUCAUGUUCGCCGCCCACCGCGACUACCUCGCCGCCACCGCCACAGGCGCCGACGGUGAUGUUAGCGAUUAGGUUGCGUCGCGUCGCGUUUGCGUUAUGUGGGAGAGAGAGUAUAGGGGGGGGG